This is a messenger RNA of Echinostoma caproni, 573 nucleotides long. Lineage: Eukaryota; Metazoa; Platyhelminthes; Trematoda; Plagiorchiida; Echinostomatidae. The record is from the annotation of a GenBank genome assembly.
AUGACUCUAAUCGCCCGCAGUAACUGUGAUGUCAACUCAGUGCCCACGUGCCCCACAGAUUGCUCUGUACCGGCAGAAUUGGCCUGUUUACAACCUCAACUGGCUUGGAGUCCCAUCCAUAUGGCUGCAGCUCUGGGCUUAGUGCAGAUUGUUCAAUCUCUGGUUCAGUGUACUCGUACGGACAUCAAUCUUCAGGGUGCCGACGGCAACACAGCUCUGCACAUUGCCGUACGCAGUGGUCACGCGCAGAUUGUCAACAUCCUUUUGCAAUGCCCAGUCUUCGAUUGUACCGUCAAAAAUGCUCAGGGUCACACGGCAUUCUAUGUGGCCAUGGAUAAUCGUAAUGUGAAAGCGGCUCAAACGAUUCUGGAACGUGAUCCUACUUUAGCAUUACAGCCCGCACCACAACCUUUGCGUUAUCGAUUGCGAUCCCAUGACCUAUCCGUGCGCAGUGCUUCCACUUUUGUGACCUCGGGUCAGCACGUCGGAGGGCAAGCUUAUGUUCGUGUAGGCGAGUGUGUAGUUUUUUGCCUGUCUCANGCCCAGGCACGGGAUUGCGUAGAUCACUCCUGA